AUGGGGGAAAGGAAAAGAAACGACAAGGAAAAAUUUUCCAAAACAUCAGAAGUACUCUAGUUCUAUUUGUGCAGUGCAAAAAUAGAACUGGAGCUAUUUUUAUCAUCCUGUUACCCGUUCACACAGAUUCGGAUUGUUUAUUAUCGGAGUGACGCACGCGCGUAAAGUUCUUCAUUCUGAAGAGUAGAUCUCGAGGUAAUAACUUACUUGGUUUUAUUUGGUUUGGGUUGUAUUGAUUUGGUGAAUGACGGGGGGAUGGUACUAGAGGAGAGGGAGGGUCCUGGUGCCAUUUGAUCGGUGAGCUUUUGAAGAUCACAAAGCUUUAUCCAGAAGAGGAGCUGGACGAGACCCUCGGGCUCCGGGAAUUGUUUUGCGUGGUUCGGAUAAAACAAACACAGAAGGAUCUUCUGGAUUUAUGGACCGAGAUGCACACAUGCUUAUCUGAUCUCACUGGAUUUAAUAGCGUAAAACACUUUGGAAUAUAACGCGGAGAGUGUCGUAGUCUACAUGCUCGUUUGGAGAACAUUCAGGUAACAUCUACGUCAGUGCAGUACAGGAGGUGUGUGACCUCUGUGCCAGCAAUGGGGUGGCGAGAACUGACGAUUGACCUGCUGCUACUGCUGCUGUUGGUGUCCCAUCUGGAGGCUGUGAGCUUUCCUGAGGACAACAUCCCUUUAGAUGUUGUGGACCGACACUAUGCACGCCAGUACCCCGUGUUCCGUGGACGCCCCUCUGGCAACGAAUCUCAGCACAAACUGGACUUUCAGCUGAUGACCAAGAUUCAUGAUACGCUUUUCAUUGCGGGCAGGGACCAGGUAUAUUUAGUGAGUCUGAGAGAGUCCUACAGGAACGAGAUUAUUCCAUACAGGAAGCUGACGUGGCGGUCGGGGCAGGCGGACAGGGAGACGUGUGCCAUGAAGGGAAAGCACAGAGACGAGUGCCAUAACUUCAUUAAAGUCCUGGUUCCGAGAAACGAUGAUCUUGUGUUCAUCUGCGGAACAAAUGGUUUCAACCCCAUGUGCCGUUACUACAGGUUGGAUAACUUGGAGUUUGAUGGGGAAGAGAUCAGCGGUUUGGCCCGAUGCCCGUUUGAUGCAAAGCAGACAAACGUUGCCCUGUUUGCUGAUGGUAAGCUGUACUCAGCGACGGUGGCAGACUUCCUGGCCAGCGAUGCUGUGAUUUAUCGCAGCAUGGGAGACGGUUCUGCCCUUCGCACCAUCAAAUAUGACUCCAAGUGGUUAAAAGAGCCACAUUUUCUCCACGCCGUGGACUAUGGGGAUUUUGUCUACUUCUUUUUCAGAGAAAUCGCAGCCGAGCACAACAACUUGGGAAAGGCGGUUUACUCCAGAGUGGCUCGGAUCUGUAAAAAUGACAUGGGAGGGUCUCAGCGGGUGCUGGAAAAACACUGGACAACUUUUGUUAAGGCUCGCCUGAACUGUUCCGUUCCCGGAGAAUCGUUUUUCUACUUUGACGUUCUUCAGGCUAUUACGGACAUCAUCGACAUUAAUGGGGUGCCUUCUGUGGUUGGAGUUUUCACCACCCAGUUGAACAGUAUCCCUGGCUCUGCGGUGUGUGCGUUCUCCAUGGCAGACAUUGAGAAAGCAUUCCAUGGCCGUUUCAAAGAGCAAAAAACAGCAGAUUCGGUGUGGACACCAUUUCCAGAGGAGAAGUUGCCAAAGCCCAGACCCGGCUGCUGUGCGGGACACGGUUCAGCAGAGUCUUACAAAACCUCCAUCGAGUUUCCAGACGAGACCCUUCAGUUCAUCAAGUCACACCCACUCAUGGACUCCUCAGUCCCCUCCAUUGGAGACGAACCGUGGUUCACCAAAACAAGAGUCAGGUACAGGCUCACGGCACUCGCCGUUGAUAACACUGCAGGACCCCAGAGGAAUUACACGGUGGUUUUCAUUGGCUCUGAGGCAGGCAUCGUCCUAAAAGUGCUGGCUAAGACGUCCCCGCUGUCUUUAAAUGACAGCAUCCUACUAGAGGAGAUCGAUGUUUUCAACCAAGCCAAGUGUUUAUCCAGCAAUGAGGACGAUCGGCGAAUUCUGUCUUUCCAUCUACAUAAAGACACCCACACACUCUAUGUGGCCUUUUCUAGCUGUGUGGUCAGAAUACCUCUCAGCCGCUGUGAACGACACAGUUCCUGUCAAAAGUCUUGUAUUGCAUCUAGAGACCCCUACUGCGGCUGGAUGUCACAUGGAGCUUGUGAGCGCAUUCCUGCAGCUGUGCAAACUGGUUAUGAGCAAGAUGUCGAAUACGGCAACACGGCUCACCUCGGCGACUGUCAUGAAUUUUUGGCCACUACAUCAGCGCCAGAUUUCAAAUCAUAUGGCGACCCAACCUCUGACAUGGAGUUGCCAUCAUCGUCAGUCACAGUGCCCGUGACCUCUGAACCCAUACAAUCACCUCAAACCAUCCCCACUCAGAUUCCCCAACUCUUUGGCUCACGGAAAUUUGUGUUCCACGAUGACCCAGCCACUUCACGUUCUGUUGAGCAUAUACCAGGUGUGCUGGAGGGUGUAUGGGAAAUACAAGCAGGUGAAUCUAACCAGAUGGUGCAUAUGAAUAUCCUUGUCUCCUGUGUGUUAGCUGCAUUCCUGCUCGGUGCAUUCAUCGCGGGCAUGGUCGUUUACUGCUAUAGAGAUGCUUUCCUUCGCACUCCACGCAAGAUCAAAAAAGAUGCAGAGUCAGCACAGUCAUGCACUGAUUCCACUGGCAGUUUUGCCAAGCUCAAUGGUCUGUUCGACAGUCCUGUGAAAGAGUACCAACCCAAUAUAGAUACUCCUAAACUUUACACCAACCUGUUGACCAAUGGGAGGGAGGUACCAACCACCGGAGACACUAAGACGAUGCUCUUGAGUGGGCAGCCACCAGAACUAGCAGCACUGCCUACACCAGAGUCCACACCAGUGCUGCAACAAAAGAGUCUUCAGCCAAUUAAGAACCAAUGGGAGAGAGCUCAUGGAAAGAUGAGUGGCUCCCGCAAAGAUGGACCAACCAAAAUCCAUCCGUACCUUCCUUCCAGUCCCCCACCCCAUUCCACUGUCAGCAACCCCCACAUCCCCAGUGCCGUGGUACUGCCCAAUGCCACACAUGAGAACAGGGAAUCCUUCAGUACUCCUGAAGGGUCUCAAGCAGAAAAGAAGAUCCAGAAUAGUGAUCAACAUGGUUCCAGAUCUGGCCGUAAAGACCAGCGGUGUAAUGUGGAUGCCAGGAACACACUGAAUGACCUCUUGAAGCACCUGAAUGAGAACCACCCCAAAGCUAUUAUGGUGGAGAUGCCCAAAUCCCGACAGCACCUAAUGCUGGAACCCAUUGUAAGCCCAACGGAGAUUCCACCCAAAGUCCCAAGCCGAGAGGCCUCCUUGUACUCUCCAUCUUCCUCUUUAACCAGAAAUAGCCCAACCAAGAGACUGGAUGUGCCAACUACACCAACAUCGCCCACAGGGCAGAUGGGCACUCUCGAGAGACAGCGGUAUCAACGCAGUUCAUCCCAGCGACACUCCAUUUCCUCACCGCCCAAAGGGCUGCACUCACCUGGUGGGGCCAUAGUGUCCCGGCAACCUAGUUUGAACAGAGGUGGGUACAUGCCCCCAACUCCUACCCCACCCACUAGACUAGACUCUCACGGGGUACCAAUGGCUAUGACACCUUCCAUAUCCCGGCAGAGCAGCUACAGUGGUCAUGGGUCUUUACCACGAACAUCCAUCAAACGGACAGCAUCGUCAAAGCCAGAUGUGCCACCCAUACCCAAUGGCUUUGCACCACAGACUGCACAAAUGAGGGCAGUGAACAAGUAUAGCUACUGAAAUGCUUAGCCGAAUCUUACUCGUGCAUUAAUGGACGGUGGGAGUAAAAGUGUUCGGUCCACAGAGAUAUGGUGUGCCAGUCUCUGUUUCCUAUGAAGGGAAAUUAAUUGGAUGCCAGAGCUUCUGUUUUGGGGUAGUUGUGCUAUUUCGCUAUGACGUUGUCCUGUCAUGCUUGAGUGGCAGGUGACAGAUUCUGAUCUUCAAGGCGGCAGGGACGCCUGAGGUCACAGGUCUCAGCUGACGUGCAGCAUAAAGCAGCUGCGUAGUUGCUGCGGCGAUCGGGCAGCGUAAGCUCCCAGUGCACUGUUCAACCCCAUCAAUGUGAACUGUAUUUGUUUUACUGUUUGGAAAAUAUGAUAUUCUUGCUUGGAAAUCUCUCCAGAAGACAGACAGAGUGAAAGGGACAUGUUGCGUGUCUCUGUUUGAUUAGUCCCUGGGGCUAACCAGUGUGCAUUCAUUGAUCAUGUGUUUGUUUUCUGAACAAGCUUGAGUCAUCGCUGUCAUAAAAUAAAUUAAAUUUUUGGUGCAUUAACGUCUGAUGUGUUUGGACACAGAACUCCAGACAUAAAUUAAUCAUUUAUGCGUGCAAAAGAAAUGUCCAGGGCUCCUGCUUGGACUACUGAUUUAAAAACUCACAGUGUAAAAGUGCCCUCAACAUUUGUGCUGCUAAGUGUAGACGAUGACAAUGUUUAACAGACUACAGUGUGGCAUUCCAUGCAGCAGUUCUGUGUGUCGAGCUGCGUCAAGCUUUUAAACACACAGGCUCAGCACAGGAUCACGCUGGCCAAAUGUACAAUAUUCUUUUUGGUCAUUUUUAGUUUCAGUAAAUCACUGGGAAUCCUGUAAACCCAUAAAGUCAACUUUCAACUAUGCUAUACGGCAGAUCAUUUAUUAAGCUUUCUCCUUUCUUACAUGCCAAGCACUGCUGUUGGGUGUAUGAAGUCUCCUUUUACGUUCUUAAGUAUUCCUUGCAGUUUACACCAUUUCAGAGAGUUUGCUUUUUAGUUCCUGGGCAAAGCAUUACAUAAAACUGCAAACAGCACAUUCCUUACUACAAGCCACUUUUCAGCUCUGUGGCAAAACCCAACCUCAGCUCCAUACUAGACCCUAUCUGAGAGUUACGUUUCACUUUGCUUGUUUAAAAGAGGCCUCAAUUCCAUACUCACUAUAAGUGUACAAUUACUACAGUACCUACCAGUGUGUCUUGCAGAGUUGUGCCAGUGAUAGCUUCAUUGUGAAUAUACAACUAUUCAAGUAUGGAUAUUUUCAAGGCAAGUUUACCUGGAUCAGUGUAUUUGUGUGCCUUAUUAAAGUAAUGGGAGUGCGGUUUGAUUUUCAACAUUUCACUAUCAUCAAACAAAUGAUUUUUGGUUGGAUAUGACCAGUAAUCUAACCCUGGAUGGGAAUACCAUGAUUUGGCUGGACCUUCAGAAUGGUUUUCUUUGAGAGAAAUAAAUAAUAAUAAUAAAAUUUCUUUUUUUUUUUUUUCUUUUUUUUUAGGAAAAGGAAAAGAUUAUAAUUACUAAGACAUUUUCUUAUUGUAAUUUUAUUCUUAUGCAUUUCUGGAAGGUGCUAAUUUGCGAUGAUGAGAUGCCAUGUAAUGAAUGUAUUAUAAAUCUAAAAUGUAUAUCACCUGACUCUCAGCUCACCAUAUUUCACAACAUUUAAUGGGGUCAAAUCGAGAUUUGAGUGUUUUUAGAGAGGGUCAUCUGCAAUUAGAUACACAAUGUUUGUUUGAAAUUACUUGGGAAUGUCAGUAUAUUAAGGGGAAACUUGCCUGUUCAAGCCCAAAGCUUCAUGUUUGUUUACAUGUUCUGAUUGUAUUAAAGCAGCUAAGUGGAGACUGGUGCAUCAUCACCUGCUAAAGUUAAGUUUUAUUAAAGGAGUAAGAGUAGAUCCUGUGCUCUGGUUCAGGUUGUCCUAUGUUGAACUGCCUUGUAUAUUGCAAUAUAAAUCUGACUUCAAGCCUUUACUGUUCAGUCACCACUCUGUGUGCAAAGAAACCAGACUGGUCUACCUUUUAUUUUUAAUACUGUGCAAAAAUUGGCAGUUGGAAUACAGCUUCUCUUUUCUGGAAUAUUUUCAUGUGUAGAUAUUGUAAAGCUGUACUGUGAAAGUGUAAAUAAUUACAGUCAUUGUUUAAGAAUAUUUUUGUUGACUUUUUUAACACAGCAUGUAUAGUUGAAAUAAAAUAUUACUGCACAGAAUAUUA
Messenger RNA from Carassius auratus (goldfish), 6024 nucleotides. RefSeq names its product semaphorin-6D-like. Gene Ontology annotation, molecular function: chemorepellent activity; semaphorin receptor binding. The transcript has 19 exons. Gene Ontology annotation, cellular component: plasma membrane. Gene Ontology annotation, biological process: semaphorin-plexin signaling pathway; axon guidance; neural crest cell migration. Bases 582 to 3812 code for a protein of 1076 amino acids. The record is from RefSeq and is a predicted model, not a curated record. NCBI's taxonomy places the organism in Eukaryota, Metazoa, Chordata, Actinopteri, Cypriniformes, Cyprinidae.